This is a messenger RNA of Phacochoerus africanus (Common warthog), 5607 nucleotides long. RefSeq names its product BCL2 associated transcription factor 1 (gene BCLAF1). Gene Ontology annotation, cellular component: mediator complex. Gene Ontology annotation, molecular function: transcription coregulator activity; DNA binding. The record is from RefSeq and is a predicted model, not a curated record. Bases 258 to 3023 code for a protein of 921 amino acids. Lineage: Eukaryota; Metazoa; Chordata; Mammalia; Artiodactyla; Suidae. Gene Ontology annotation, biological process: positive regulation of transcription by RNA polymerase II. The transcript is spliced from 13 exons.
CCACGCCCCAAAUCGGAAGUGACGGAGACGAGCAAGCGCGUCGAAGAUACCUCUAUGGUUUUCCUCCCGUGCUUGAGUCGGGAAAUGGCCGCUGUGUAGUUACAACGGAGAUAAGUCCUGGGAACCGUAUUUCGGCGUGGCAGGAAUUUGAAUUUAGAGUUUAAUUUCUCAGAACAUUCUCUCCAGGAAGAGUUUUACAAUAUCUCAAAAACUUCACUUGACUGCUUGAUCCCGAAUAAAACCCAAGGAGAAGAGAAAUGGGUCGCUCCAAUUCUAGAUCACAUUCUUCAAGAUCAAAGUCUAGAUCACAGUCUAGUUCUCGAUCAAGAUCAAGAUCACACUCUAGAAAGAAGAGAUACAGUUCUAGGUCUCGAUCCAGGACAUAUUCAAGAUCUCGUAGUAGAGAUCGUAUUUAUUCUAGAGAUUACCGCCGAGAUUACAGAAAUAAUAGAGGAAUGAGACGACCUUAUGGGUACAGAGGAAGGGGUAGAGGGUAUUAUCAAGGAGGAGGAGGUAGAUAUCAUCGAGGUGGAUAUAGACCUGUCUGGAAUAGAAGACACUCUAGGAGUCCUAGACGAGGUCGUUCACGUUCCAGGAGUCCAAAAAGAAGAUCCGUUUCUUCUCAAAGAUCCCGAAGCAGAUCUCGCCGGUCAUACAGAUCCUCUAGGUCUCCACGAUCAUCCUCUUCUCGUUCUUCAUCCCCGUAUAGCAAAUCUCCUGUCUCUAAAAGACGAGGGUCUCAGGAAAAACAAACCAAAAAAGCCGAAGGGGAGCCCCAAGAAGAGAGUCCUUUGAAAAAUAAAUCACAGGAAGAACCGAAAGAUACAUUUGAACAUGACCCGUCUGAAUCUAUCGAUGAGUUUAAUAAAUCAUCAGCCACAUCUGGUGAUAUUUGGCCUGGCCUUUCAGCUUAUGAUAAUAGUCCCAGAUCACCCCAUAGCCCAUCACCUAUUGCUACACCACCUAGUCAGAGUUCAUCUUGCUCUGAUGCCCCCAUGCUCAGUACAGUCCACUCUGCAAAGAACACCCCCUCUCAGCAUUCACAUUCCAUUCAGCAUAGUCCUGAAAGGUCCAGGUCUGGUUCUGUUGGAAAUGGAUCUAGUCGAUACAGUCCUUCUCAGAAUAGUCCAAUUCAUCACAUACCAUCACGAAGAAGCCCUGCAAAGACAAUCACACCACAAAAUGCUCCACGAGAUGAGGCUAGGGGACGUUCCUCAUUUUAUCCUGAUGGUGGCGAUCAGGACACUGCAAAGACAGGAAAAUUCUUGAAAAGGUUCACAGAUGAAGAGUCUAGAGUAUUCCUGCUUGAUAGGGGUAAUACCAGGGAUAAAGAGGCUCCAAAGGAGAAAGGAUCAGAGAAAGGGAGGGCAGAGGGAGAAUGGGAAGAUCAGGAAGCUCUAGAUUACUUCAGUGAUAAAGAGUCUGGAAAACAAAAAUUUAAUGAUUCGGAAGGGGAUGACACAGAGGAGACAGAGGAUUAUAGACAGUUCAGGAAGUCAGUUCUUGCAGAUCAGGGUAAAAAUUUUGCUACUACGUCUCACCGGAAUACUGAGGAGGAAGGAUCCAAGUACAAGUCCAAAGUAUCAUUGAAAGGCAAUAGAGAAAGUGAUGGAUUUAGAGAAGAAAAAAAUUAUAAACUUAAAGAGACUGGAUAUGUAGUGGAAAGGCCUAGCACUACAAAAGAGAAGCACAAAGAAGACGACAAAAAUUCUGAGAGAAUAACAGUGAAGAAAGAAACUCAGUCACCUGAGCAGGUAAAGUCUGAAAAGCUCAAAGACCUCUUUGAUUACAGUCCCCCUCUACACAAGAAUCUGGAUGCACGAGAGAAAUCUACCUUCAGAGAGGAGAGCCCACUUAGGAUCAAAAUGAUAGCCAGUGAUUCUCAUCGUCCUGAAGUCAAACUCAAAAUGGCACCUGUUCCUCUUGAUGAUUCUAACAGACCUGCUUCCUUGACUAAAGACAGGCUACUUGCUAGUACACUUGUCCAUUCUGUCAAGAAGGAGCAAGAAUUCCGAUCCAUCUUUGACCACAUUAAGUUGCCACAGGCCAGCAAAAGCACUUCAGAGUCAUUUAUUCAACACAUUGUGUCCUUGGUUCAUCAUGUUAAAGAGCAAUACUUCAAAUCAGCUGCAAUGACCCUAAACGAGAGAUUCACUUCGUAUCAGAAAGCCACAGAAGAACAUAGUACCCGGCAAAAGAGCCCUGAGAUACAUAGGAGAAUUGACAUCUCUCCAAGUGCCCUGAGGAAGCAUACCCGUUUAGCGGGGGAAGAGAGAGUUUUUAAAGAAGAAAAUCAAAAGGGAGAUAAAAAAUUAAGGUGUGAUUCUGCUGACCUUCGGCAUGACAUUGAUCGUCGGAGAAAAGAAAGAAGUAAAGAACGGGGGGAUUCCAAGGGCUCCAGGGAAUCCAGUGGAUCAAGAAAGCAAGAAAAAACUCCAAAAGAUUACAAGGAAUACAAAUCUUACAAAGAUGACAGUAAACAUAAAAGUAGAGAGCAGGAUCAUUCUCGAUCUUCAUCCUCUUCAGCAUCACCUUCUUCUCCCAGUUCUCGAGAAGAAAAGGAGAGUAAGAAGGAAAGAGAAGAAGAAUUUAAAACUCACCAUGAACUGAAAGAAUACUCCGGCUUUGCAGGAGUUAGCCGACCACGAGGAACCUUUUUUCGAAUUAGAGGCAGAGGAAGAGCCAGAGGAGUUUUUGCUGGGACAAAUACUGGUCCAAACAACUCAAAUACUACUUUUCAAAAGAGACCGAAGGAAGAGGAAUGGGAUCCAGAAUAUACCCCAAAGAGCAAGAAGUACUUCUUGCAUGAUGACAGAGAUGAUGGUGUGGAUUAUUGGGCCAAAAGAGGAAGAGGUCGUGGUACUUUUCAGCGUGGCAGAGGGCGCUUUAACUUCAAAAAAUCAGGUAGCAGUCCAAAAUGGACUCAUGACAAAUACCAAGGGGAUGGGAUUGUUGAAGAUGAAGAAGAGACCAUGGAAAAUAAUGAAGAGAAGAAGGACAGACGCAAAGAAGAAAAGGAAUAAUAAAUCUGAAAGAUUGCAACAGAGAACAGAACUUGCACCCACCAUUUUUUUACAUAAUUUUUGUUUUCAAAUAAGAAUGUAAGCAUUUUACUUAAAUUUUACUGUUUGCAAGUAGUCUAGAGAAAUUUUGUUUUAAGUCUUCAAAUAUCUUGAAAAAUAGUAGACUGUAUGUUGAAAAUUGUACUGAAAUAAAGUAGAAAAUUGUUACGUACCAUAUUUGUAACUAUCAACUUUUAAAAAAAUACUUUUACUGUUUUUGUUACAUGCAUUGUAAUUCUGCUUUGUCUAUAAGAUACGGUCAAGUACAGAUCUGUGAAAGUUCUGAUUCUCUUCCCUCCCUGUUUGUUAAUGUUUAUUCUGAAGUAAACGUUAGCUCUACAUACAAAUCCCUGAACAGCAGUUGUUUAUAAAGACCACACUAAUUAUUUCAGUCAUAUACAUGUUUAACAUCCUCCUUCAUUCACACUACAUUGUAGGGUGACUAAUUUUUGAAGUGUACCAUGGAAAAAGUUGUUACUUUGGUAAACUCUGCUAAUAUAUCACCUCAGCAAAUGUUUAAAAAGAAAAGCUUCGCCAGUAGCUAAAAAGUACAAGCUAUUAAAAGUUAAAUUGAGAAGUAUACUUUUUUUUUUUUUUAACUCAAAGCAUUGGCCUACAAAAACCAUUCUUAUGUUUUAUUAUUAUUUGGGUUCAAAAUUCAAUGUUCUUUUUAUAUUCUUAUUUGAAAGUUUGAGUCAUGGUCUUGGAAUCAGCUAUUCUUUGAGAGAGGAAAUUGGUUUGUAGUAAUACAAAUAAAAAGCCCAUUCUUAGCAAGCGUCUUAUUUAAAAAAAAAAAAAAAGCAAAACCUGUAAUCCUGGGGUUGGUGUGGAAGAGGAUUAUUCUGCAGAAUAACUUGAUACGUUAAAAAGAUGUGUACCUGAUGUCAUGUCUUACAUAUUUAUUUGAGCUUUUGAACAGCUGAAUCAUUACUUUGUAGUCUAACCAUAUGGAAAAAUAGGUGAACAGAAUAUACCGUUCGUCAUUAGUAUUUUAAGUAACUUGUUUUUCAAAUGUCACUAAUAAAAAUAUUUGACAGGAAAUUUGUUACAGCAUUGAUCUAACUUGUUUCUUAUUUUUUCCAUAUUUCAGUUGAAGUGUGUAAAAUGGGUUUUUCUUUUUCUUCCCAAGGGUUGUAUUUUUUCUGAAAGAUAGUCUUUCAGACGUGAAUUACCUUUAUGUUUAUGCUGAUAUCUCUUAAAAGGAAUGAAAAUUGGAAAUAGUAAAUUUCAGUGUAAAGUCUGUCUGCUCUGAGCAUAUAUAAAAGUAGUCAAAUUUCACUUGUUAAUUCAGCAGCCGAAUUAGUUGUAUAUGUUUGCAUUAAAAGGAGAUAAUGCUUACUCUGUUAAACUUUUAAACAUCUUAAGUGUAUGGCUUUUUUUUUUUUAUCUUCACUGAUGAUUUGCGAUGCUUCUAGCACCUUGAUUACAGUCAGGGGCAUUAGUUAAGAGCUUUAAGAGGGAAAAAUAGAAAACAAAACUCAACAUAUGUGAUGUUUAUGGCCCUAAGAUCCUUAAAUAUUGCAUGAUUUCUCCUAUAUUGUCUUUCUGAAAUUGUUAGAGAAGAGGAUAUCCUGUCAAAACAAGUAUGUUUUGCAUUAAUCAGAAGAUAACUAAUAUUCUAAUCAGAAUAAUACUUAAUAACACACUAAAGCAACAUGGGUUUGAUCUCCAAUACAGAAUUUUCACAACCAUUUUCUAUUAUACAAAUAAAUUUUAGCUUUUAUUCGAACAGUUAUUUUGUUAGAUACUGAAUCUCUGUAUGACUAUAGACAGUUUUGCUUUUUCACCUAAGACAACAGGAAAAGGGAAUUGACUGAGAAAUUAUUUAAUAGAGAAUGGGAUUAAAGCUACCUAAGUCCUAUCAUCAGCAGGUUAUGUUUUAAGAGUAAAUGUGUUAUUUUAACCCAAAUAUAUACAUGAUUUGGUUACUUUUGUUAAGUAAAACUGAGGAAAGAGUAUCCCACAGAAUAUAGUAGGAAGGGUGAUUGUGAAAACACUGCAGUAGAAUGCUGUAGUGGAUGUUACCUUUUAUUAGAGGUAAGCAUAUAAAGAACCAAGCAUAUAAAGAGGAGCCUGUGUGAAUUUUUUAAAACCACAGUUGAACUCCAUACUUCCUGACACGUUAUAAAAAGGUAAAUGGUUCCUCUUGCCAGAAAAUAGCAACUCUUUGAUAACCUCUUAACAGACUUCCUUUGCCUAGAGAAGGAAAGUAAAAAUGAACCCAAGGAUAUUUCCAGAAAGGAUUAAGAAAGCUGUUUAAGAAGGCCAUGACUCAGUCCUUAGGUGUGUAUACCUUUCAACAUUCUAGAAAUUUUAAUAUUAAAAGUAAAGUUUGUUUUUCCAAUUGCAGCCUACGUUAAAGAAUUAUUAUUGUUCCCUUUUGUCACAGUUAAAAUCAAGUGUUGGGAAUUCAUUUAUAAUUUGAGUAAAAGUAUACCCAAUAAGAAUUAAUGUAGAUGGCUAAACGAUUCUUACUCAGUGUGAUGUAUAAUGCAACAGGGACCCUUGUAAAUUGUCAUAUGCCAAUAAAAUGUCAUAAGUGGUA